Molecule: messenger RNA, 2082 nt
Organism: Galeopterus variegatus (Sunda flying lemur)
Lineage: Eukaryota; Metazoa; Chordata; Mammalia; Dermoptera; Cynocephalidae
Gene: MTMR7
Product: myotubularin related protein 7
Exons: 14
Coding region: 3-1985 (660 amino acids)
Biological process (GO): phosphatidylinositol dephosphorylation
Molecular function (GO): phosphatidylinositol phosphate phosphatase activity
Source: RefSeq, a predicted model, not a curated record
CCAUGGAGCACAUCCGCACGCCCAAGGUUGAAAAUGUCCGCUUGGUAGAUCGAGUAUCUUCUAAAAAAGCAGCCCUAGGUACUUUGUAUUUGACGGCUACUCAUGUAAUAUUUGUGGAAAAUGCACCUGACACAAGAAAAGAAACAUGGAUUCUUCACAGUCAGAUUUCCACCAUUGAAAAACAGGCAACAACUGCUACUGGAUGCCCUCUGCUUAUUCGCUGCAAGAACUUUCAGAUAAUACAGUUCAUCAUACCGCAGGAAAGAGAUUGCCACGAUGUGUACAUCUCUCUGAUACGCCUUGCAAGGCCAGUAAAAUAUGAGGAGUUAUACUGCUUUUCAUUCAACCCAAAGCUGGAUAAGGAAGAGAGAGAGCAAGGCUGGAUGCUGAUCGACCUUAGUGAAGAAUACAAGCGAAUGGGCCUCCCUAAUAAUUAUUGGCAGCUCAGCGAUGUGAAUAGAGACUACAGGGUUUGUGACUCUUAUCCUACUGAACUGUAUGUUCCCAAAUCAGCCACAGCACACAUCAUAGUGGGGAGUUCGAAAUUCCGGAGUAGACGGCGAUUUCCUGCCCUUUCUUAUUACUAUAAAGAUAACCACGCCUCCAUCUGCCGGAGCAGCCAGCCCCUGUCCGGUUUCAGUGCUCGGUGCCUGGAGGACGAGCAGAUGCUCCAGGCCAUCAGGAAAGCCAAUCCAGGAAGCGACUUCAUUUAUGUCGUUGACACUCGGCCUAAACUUAAUGCAAUGGCAAAUCGUGCUGCAGGGAAAGGCUAUGAGAAUGAAGACAAUUAUUCCAAUAUCAAGUUUCAGUUUAUCGGGAUAGAGAACAUCCAUGUCAUGAGGAACAGUCUGCAGAAAAUGCUGGAAGUGUGUGAACUUAAAUCUCCCUCCAUGAGUGAUUUCCUGUGGGGUCUGGAGAACUCUGGCUGGUUAAGGCACAUUAAGGCUAUCAUGGAUGCAGGAAUCUUCAUUGCAAAGGCAAUUUCUGAGGAAGGGGCGAGUGUGCUUGUGCACUGUUCUGAUGGCUGGGACAGAACUGCUCAGGUGUGCUCAGUGGCGAGCCUCCUGCUGGAUCCGCACUACCGGACGCUGAAGGGCUUCAUGGUAUUAGUUGAAAAGGACUGGAUUUCCUUUGGUCAUAAGUUUAAUCACAGAUAUGGCAAUCUAGAUGGUGACCCAAAAGAAAUCUCUCCAGUUAUUGAUCAGUUCAUUGAGUGUGUCUGGCAGUUGAUGGAACAAUUUCCCUGUGCCUUUGAGUUCAGUGAGAGAUUUUUGAUUCAUAUUCAGCAUCACAUUUAUUCCUGCCAGUUUGGAAACUUCCUAUGUAACAGCCAAAAGGAGAGACAAGAACUCAAGAUUCAAGAAAGAACAUACUCUUUAUGGGCUCACCUGUGGAAGAAUCGGGCUGACUACCUGAAUCCUCUAUUUAGAGCUGAUCACAGUCAGAUGCAGGGAACCCUUCAUCUCCCUACAGCACCUUGCAACUUCAUGUACAAGUUCUGGAGUGGAAUGUACAACCGCUUCGAAAAGGGGAUGCAGCCCCGACAGUCAGUUACAGAUUACCUUAUGGCAGUGAAGGAGGAAACUCAGCAGCUGGAGGAAGAACUAGAGGCCCUAGAAGAAAGGCUGGAAAAAAUCCAGAAAGUCCAGUUAAAUCACACUAAAGUGAAGAGUAAGCAAAGUGAACCCAGCAAACAGUCAGGGUUUUCUACCUCAGACAACAGCACAGCCAACACUCCCCAAGAUUACAGUGGGAAUAUGAAAUCAUUUCCGUCCAGGAGCCCUUCGCAAGGUGAUGAAGAUUCUGCUCUGAUUCUAACCCAAGACAAUUUGAAAAGCUCAGAUCCAGAUCUAUCAGCCAACAGUGAUCAAGAGUCUGGGGUGGAGGAUUUGAGCUGUCGGUCUCCAAGUGGUGGGGAGUGUGCACCAAGCGAAGACAGCGGCAAGGACCGGGAUUCUGACGAGGCCGUGUUUCUCACUGCCUGAAGUUUUCCUUCGGAGUUCCAAAGUAAAGGACAUACAAGAAACACUUCCAAAAAUAAGGGAACAGUGCAAUUUAAAAUAAAAAUAACUCAAGAAAUGG